This is a messenger RNA of Rubroshorea leprosula, 292 nucleotides long. The record is from the annotation of a GenBank genome assembly. Lineage: Eukaryota; Viridiplantae; Streptophyta; Magnoliopsida; Malvales; Dipterocarpaceae.
CAGAGACACAGUAGGGAGGGAGAGAUGACGCAGAAAGGGAAUCUGUUCAAAGGCCAGCAGAAGAAGAAAACAAUUCCUCCAAAUCGCCAUGGGAAGAUCCCCUACAAUCGUAAAGGGAAGAGAGUGGUGAAGCCGUCGAAGAUGACGAAAGAUAGCGACUCUGACCGAUUGCGCAAUCAUCAUUUUAAUGCCAAAUCACUGUUGUCGUCUCCUCUGUUCUUGGCUGCCUUGCAAUUUGGCUUAUGAAGCUGAAUAGGAAUUUCAUGCCAUUGAAUUAAUUGAAUAUCAAUCC